Exophiala dermatitidis NIH/UT8656 is the source of this 2772-nucleotide messenger RNA. RefSeq lists its product as uncharacterized. Bases 1548 to 1988 code for a protein of 146 amino acids. The transcript has a single exon. NCBI's taxonomy places the organism in Eukaryota, Fungi, Ascomycota, Eurotiomycetes, Chaetothyriales, Herpotrichiellaceae. The record is from RefSeq and is a predicted model, not a curated record.
GUUAUAAUCUCACUUUACUUAACCUGCUUAAUGAGUUAUUAUUGACUCGUUUGAUUAUGUUCGCAUUAAGCUAUCAACUAGCUUCACUCAAUUAACUUUAAGCGUCUCUCUGGUUGCAGUGUGAGGUGAAGCGUGAGAUGCGGCGCUGAAUACCGAACUCUGGAUAGCCCCGAGUUUCGGGGCCAAGCUCAGCUUCCUGCUGGCAGCUGCACGCCUCAGCGCCACUAUCCACCGCGCCAGGCUCCAGAGACACCAGCGAACCCAUCAGGAGCCGUUGACAAGGCCCCAUGCUCACACUCCUGCAAGGAUACGAAGUCCAAAAGCAAAUCGGUUGCAUCCGACACGCCACACUCGCCUUGUUCGCAGCUUCGAAGUGGUUGCCGCCGUCCCUACAAGCCUUGAAGGUUGAUCUUGUCAAGACGCAGGAAACAGCGGGAAAACAUGGCUCAGACACCGACAAUCAAUCAGAGAACUUCUGUCGACGUGAUCCAUGCCGAAACCCACUCUACUGCAUCCCUCGGGCUUCAGUUUCUCUCUCCAUCCAAGUUCACAGACGAGAGUGCUACUAGUACCACACUGCAAGCCGGCAUAAGCCAUGUCUACCUGGCACACCCUCUCCAGGGUGCUGGUUCGUCGCGUUCCAACAUCGCCCCUUCACGGUUUGUUGAAUCGCCACCGAUGGCUCGAGUUGUUUGACUCUUGACUGCCGGUCUGAGUCUGUACAAUUAGGUGACGAUCUGUAGCACACCUUAGCUAUGCUGCCCUCAUCAAUCGUGUACAACUACAGGGCCGUCCGCGGGUAUAUCCUCUGGAAACCGCACGGCCAAGUCAAGCCAUCCCGGUCUUAGGGUCCUGGAGCUCUCAAAGAACCAGUGCCGCACUCCUCCCGUUGGUCGAGUUGACGCCACCGACCACGGGCACAACUCUUGGUCGUGGUGAAAUGUUCCAAGCCGUCUCGCUGACCAUUCUUCUAGUCUCUUUAUGGCACUGGCUCAAGGCGGCCUUGAAUACUAGACCAACUACUAAUUACUACUGCUAUCACUUCGCCUCCAACCUACCUGCUAUGAACUCUUCCAUCCCUCACGUUCAUUACCCAGGAUCCCAGGUCAUCAAAUGCAUUGCACUCACUCCCGAAUGGUCCAGACUCAAAUUGACCAGCUGAAUCGGCCUUGAAUCUUUCUUGACCUGUCAUUCGUUAACACGCACCUUCCUUCUCCUCAGCCAACGGGAACGGGAAAUUUGUCACACAGCGGCGGCAACCUCCACAGUUUCUGCUACGAUUUCAGUUGGUUCACACAGGAUUCACUCCCUAUCUGUGAAUUGAUCCAGCAGUUUCGGUCACUUUUACUGGGAGUUCAGGGGUCUGUCCUCUUACCAGUUCACCCGAGACAGGACCGGUCUGAGGCAAGGACUCGAGCGCAGAACCUAGGCAACCCAAGAGCAACCCGAAGCACUCUGCUGCUGUGUAUAAAGAGUUCACGAAGCGGUCGGAAGUUCUCUGUCUUGCCAUUGGCAUCCAGAUUUCUUUACCUUCAACACAUCUCAAUAUGUACCGCAUCACUUUACUCCUUUUUUGGCUGGCAUUUCUUAGCCUCACCUCGGCUAGCCCGGUUCAAGUUGUUCGCAAAUCACUUAACCCGAAAAUGAUCAAGGUGCGCUCACCCGUCAGCGACACCGACUUCUCUUCUUCGGGUGAUUGGCCGACCAACGUGGUCAUGAUUGGCGGAUCUCAAACCUAUGGCAUGUGGGUUCCUGCCGACGGCACAACUUAUGAUUUGGGAACCAUUGAAUGUCUCGGAGUGCCUGCCUACGCCAUUGGGGACUGUAACGACAUUACCAUUGACAAGAUUGGCGUCGUGGUAGGCUACGGGCCUUGCAAGUUUACCGGCAAUGCUGGGUACAGCCAAGUCAUUGAGGGUGCAGCUGGGGAAGGAUAUCAGACGGUUGGGCCACCUCAGAAUAUCUUGACUGCAGCUUGUGGGCUAUGAAAGGCUGGAGGAACUUUUGGGCUGCAAUCAAAUUUCAUGAAUACGAGCAACGAUUGAUCGAGUUCGAGUUUGUUAUGAUAGACGCUUGGGUCUAUCUGCGUUCGAAGCAAGCGAUGUCGGCGGCUGACAUCUUUCCAAGGGUGGAAGGCAAUCGGCACAUGCAGGAGUGGUAUUUUCACCUACCGAGCAACCGUAUGACCGAGCUCCGAUUUCUGUGGCAGCAAUCAGACCAUAUUGGUGCGAGAAAGGUUGAUCACCACUACAUGUUUUGAGACGAUAUUUUUGAUGGAUGUAACCAAAUCCUGCACGACCUUUUGGCAAGGGCACCAUUUACCACUGCAACAAAUACUUGGCAUUGAAAGCAGCAGCAGCAGCAGCAACAACGUGGAGUAUUCCCCCACAGCAGGAAUGACUGCGAUCCGAAUUGGUUCGGACUUUUAGUCUGGAACCUGAAUGUUGGUCAGUUGACACGCUUGAUUGGAACAUCAACGAUCUGCCAGUGCAGUACUCCGAGCCCAUAAGGCGGGCCUGCAGUGAGGCGGAGACAAUAUCAUAAUGUCCAUGUCAUGCAGUGGGCAGACAGACGUCCGGGAUAUAUGGUCAAUGACUUGUACUAGAGCAACAAGCGCACCACUGCAACAGCAACAGGAAAAGGAAAGGAACAGCAAGACAAAGAGGAUCGCAAACCAACCACCUACUGCGCUGGUAACCACAUGACUGCUUGCGUUUAUAUAUCCCUUGCUACGCAAUUUUUAGUCGAGAAUCAUUUAUCUCAUUCUUAGCA